GCCUGAAGUCAUAUUUUAUUCUUAGGAGAAAAGCAGAGGAGGACUUGUAAGCCUUCCUCCAGCAAUCCCUACUUAUCUCCAAUCGAAUACUGACUUAAGGCCGCGUACCAUUUCUGAACACCACCGACAUGGCCCGCUAUAAGCAUUUCCAAGCCAAAACCCGGAAUUCCCUAGACUUAGUUCCACUCACUACUUUUGUUCCUACUGAAACACAUGCUUUAGAAAAUACAGCACGCCUUUAUCUGCUGUCAGCUCCCUUUGUAUCCCUGGGAGGACUUUCACCAAAUGAGAAGGAGCUUGCAAAGCUUGCACUUCCCUUGAAACCACGUUUUUUCCGCAAGCAAGCUGGACUCACCAAUCGUUGUCAAUCUCAGCUUAGUCCAACAUGUGGCCUACUUGGAAUUGCACAAGCUUGUAAGGCUGCCCGAGUGGGCCUCAAUGAGACACUGAUGAGAAUGAUGACAGUUGACACACCACUUUCCCUGUCUGAAGGAGAGCCCUUGAAGGCCGGGGUGCAGUUUCGGAAAAAGUCUAGCUCACUGAAAGCUAUACAACCAAAGCAGAAACCCAAACCCAGGAUUUUCAUCCAAGCAGACCCACAUGAGAUGCUUUUUUCAUUCACACAGAAGAUCACCGAGGGCAUGGAACCAGACGUCAUACUGGAGUGCUUGGACUUUGAAUGGGAACUCCAUCGCAUGUACUUCUUUAAAUCCCAGGUCCUCUCACAGCUACUUGCUACAGCUGUGCAGAAUACUGACUUGCAUACUGCAGACAGCUAUACCAAAGAAAUCAGAUGUUACUAUAAACAGUAUCUUCUAUCUGACCGGAAACAUACAGAAGAGACUCAACAGGAGCAAAGAAAGACCAAAGUCACAAUUGCCUUGGAGAUCAAUGAUCCAGAUGUCACUCGAUUUGCCUUUGCUAUAGCACUCAGGAACCUAUACAAUUCCAAAAUAGAAGUAAAUGAAGAUGAUGUCCUGGGAAUCCUAGCUUCUGCAAAUGUAUUACAAUUUCCUUCCCUUUUCUACAAGUGUGUACAGCUCAUGAGAAGUAGCAUAGGCCCAACCAAUGUCUGUAGUUAUUAUUCUGCAGGCUGUAAGUACCAGCAACCAUCCUUGAUCUCCGAUUGUGAGAGAUGGGUAGAAGUGAACCUUGUCCCGCAUCUUGGUUCUCAUAUUCACUUGAGGAAGCUGCCACUAGAACUGCUGCAGAAAGUGCUCAGAUCUUCAAGGUUAUUUACUUUCAACGAAUUCCACCUCUUGCGUACUACUCUCUGCUGGGUCUUCUUGCAGCAAAACCCCAAAAUCCAGAUAAUUCCGUCUUAUGAUACCAUCCUCACAUAUUUUAGCAGCCUGCCCAAGAUAUGCGCCUUCCUGGAAAGGGAAAUAGGACAGCGAUACAUAGCUAUUUUUCAGUCCCUCCGUUUACAUGGCAUCACUUCAAGUAAGCAUCUGGAAGAACUAUGGGAUAUUAACUUCCUUCCUUUGCCAUGGCUGACAAGGAUUUUGUCUGAUCAUUAUCAUGCACUAGAGAAUGGUGGCGACAUGGUAUUUCAGAGAGACUUUAAUACUCAGGCAGUGAGAUUUGGCUUGGUGCUUACAGAGGAACCAAGAUACCAUGCAGAAAUUGUUUCCAUAUAUGGAUUCUUCUUUGAGAUAAAAGCAGUCAGGCACGAAGCUUCAGCGUACAGUUUUUAUAUGCAGAGAGUCAAACAUGCAGAUCCAAUUAUAUCCUUUUUUACUGCCGAGCGCAGCCCUGUCAGCUUAAAGCAGGAGCGUGAAGUCAAGUAUGAAAUAAAAGCCCAGUGCCAGAUAGAUGGGAAGUGGGAAGAAUUCACUACCGAGAGACUUACCCAAAAGUUUGGUGUUAAGAAACCUGCUUCCAAAAGUAAGGUCCUGAAAGCAAGUAUUCCCUCCGUUCCCAUCUAUGUGACAUUUUCUUUUCUUUUCCCAUCCUCAUAAAAGACAACACACUCUCCUGAAUCAUCCAUGGAAGAACUUAUUUUGACACCUGUUGUAGGAUACAUGCUUGAAGGGCCUGAGCUACUCAGGCAGGAGAUCAAAUUUAGCAUCACAUGAAAAUAAACUGCAGUCUCCAUUAA
Messenger RNA from Anolis carolinensis (green anole), 2101 nucleotides. It is a transcript of the gene btbd16, whose product is annotated as BTB domain containing 16. Gene Ontology annotation, molecular function: protein binding. The record is from RefSeq and is a predicted model, not a curated record. The coding region runs from base 129 to 1961 and encodes 610 amino acids. The transcript is spliced from 17 exons. NCBI's taxonomy places the organism in Eukaryota, Metazoa, Chordata, Lepidosauria, Squamata, Anolidae.